AUGCGGCCGGCGCAAUCCAUCCUCUUCGUCGGCCUAGCGCCGCUCGCGCGCGCACUUGCGCCGCGCACGGAGAUCGCCGACUCCUACGAUUUCGUCGUCAUCGGCGGUGGCCAGGCCGGUCUCGUAGUUGGGGGGCGUUUGGCCGAGGAUACUAAUCACACUGUGCUGGUCCUGGAAUCCGGCGGAAAUGGCGACGAUUACAGGAAUCGAAUUGGUCGGACUUUUCUUCUGUCUGUAUUCACGCGCACACUAACAUUCGACCUAGAUACUCCCGCAUACUCCUACUUCGACUCAUUGUGGACAACCCCACUGAACUGGGGCUACUACACCGUCUCCCAGCCCAACGCAAAUGAUCGCGAAAUUUACUGGCCGCGCGGAAAAGUGCUCGGCGGCUCGUCCGCCAUCAAUGGCUUGUACAUGACGCGUCCCGGCGAGGACGAGAUUAAUGCCUGGCAGUCCCUGCUGGACGGUAUGGAAGGCGCAGAGAAUUGGGGAUGGGAUUCGUUUUACGCCGCUAUGAAGAAGAGCGAGACCUUUUCCCCACCGACGGAUGAAAUGAAGGAUCAGGCGGAGAUUACUUGGGACGCGGCGACGCAUGGGAGCUCGGGUCCUAUUCAUGCUUCGUAUCCUGGAUUUACAUUCGACCAGGUCGGCGAGUGGUCCGAAGCUUGCGAUAACAUCGGCAUCGGUGUCUCUGACGAAAUGUACGGCGGUUCACCCUGGGGCGCCGAAGUCUCGACCUCCUGUAUCAACCCCUCCAAUUGGACGCGCUCCUACAGUCGGACUGGAUAUCUGGACCCGAUGCCUGAUCGCGGGAAUUACGACGUCCUGUCUGAUGCCCAUGUUACGCGCAUUCUGUUCGCGAGUGACUCGAAUCUGACUGCUAAUGCCGUCGAGUAUACCCCCGACGACGGCACGACGAAGAAGACUGUCAAUGUGACCAAGGAAGUUAUUCUCGCUGCUGGGUCGGUGGGAAGUCCGGCCGUGUUGCUUCACAGUGGUGUUGGACCGAAUGAUGUGCUGGAAAGUGCAGGAGUUGAUCUUGUGCAUGAGCUUCCGGGUGUUGGGCAGCAUUUGCAGGAUCAUUUUAGCGCAACAGUGAAAUGGACCACGAAUGUCGAAACAGCCGGCUCAAUCUUCUACGACAACGGCAGUGAACGAAACAAUCCCCUCUUCCUCACAUACAUCGACUCAGCAAUCGCCUACGUCAACUCAACCUACCUCUACGGCUCCGAAUUAUCCUCAACACUGGACACAAUCACCUCCCAAAUCAACUCUUCCCUCCCAAACUCAACCUAUUCCUCCGUCAUCGACGGCUACAGAGCAAUCUACAACACAACCACGAGCAUCUUCAACAGUCCAACCGGCCUAAUAGAGCUCCUCUUCAUGAACAGCGACGGAAACGGCAACGUCGGCAUCACAGCUGCAUUGCAGCACCCAUACAGUCACGGAAGAAUCUACAUCAACUCUUCAGACCCCAUGGACUACCCCGUCAUCGACCCGAACUACCUUGCCAACUCAGCUGACACAUCCCUCCUAGCAAAAGGCCUCCGCCUAGCCCGCAGCCUGGGCCAAACAACCCCCCUCUCCUCAAACCUAACCGGUGAAAUCUCACCAGGCGACAGCACAAUCUCCGACUCCGACUGGGAAGACUGGCUAAAAGACAACGCGGGCACAGAAUACCAUCCCUCCUCCUCCUGCGCCAUGCUCCCCGAAUCGCUCGGCGGCGUCGUAGACGCAACCCUGCGCGUCUACGGACUGAAGAACGUCCGCGUCGCGGACGCGAGUGUUCCCCCCAUCGCGCUCUCAACGCACCUCAUGGCUUCCACAUACGGCGUUGCGGAGAUCGCGGCGGCUGUUGUGCGGGAGUAUUGGAAUCAGGGUGGGGAUGUUGCGUUUAGUUCCGCUUCGGCGAGUGUUACGGGGUCUUCUGGGAGUUCUGCCGCUACGAGUGCGCCUGUUAAGGGGGUUGAUAAGAGUGGUGCGGGCAGGGUGGGGACCGGGUUUUGGUGGUUGGGGUUUUUGAGUAUUUUUGUGUUGCUCAAG
Penicillium argentinense is the source of this 2046-nucleotide messenger RNA. RefSeq names its product GMC family oxidoreductase. Gene Ontology annotation, molecular function: flavin adenine dinucleotide binding; oxidoreductase activity, acting on CH-OH group of donors. The record is from RefSeq and is a predicted model, not a curated record. The transcript is spliced from 5 exons. NCBI's taxonomy places the organism in Eukaryota, Fungi, Ascomycota, Eurotiomycetes, Eurotiales, Aspergillaceae. The annotation marks the transcript as partial.